Diorhabda sublineata is the source of this 8141-nucleotide messenger RNA. Its product is annotated as lachesin-like. The record is from RefSeq and is a predicted model, not a curated record. The transcript is spliced from 6 exons. Gene Ontology annotation, biological process: synapse organization. NCBI's taxonomy places the organism in Eukaryota, Metazoa, Arthropoda, Insecta, Coleoptera, Chrysomelidae. Gene Ontology annotation, cellular component: neuron projection membrane. Bases 501 to 1325 code for a protein of 274 amino acids.
AACAUUUUUAUUCUCUUAGUGAGAAUACAGCGUUCAAAAGCCGUAAAUAUAUUAUACAAUUGCUGGAAACAAAUUGACCCUAUACAGCGAGUUUUUCAAGAAUUUUUCAUUUAAAAAGAUUAGAUGAGUAUAAGUUGGGUAUAGAUCGUCUGCGUUGCGCCUGUGUCGUUAUAUUUUCGUAGGUUCUCACCGCCGUCAGGGUGGCGUGACGCUCAGUGUGCAGAAUUUCACCCCUAACAGAACACGGCAUGACUACAACUAUGCAGUUCCACUAUUUAAAUUGACGGCGUUUCUAGAGAAAAACAACAAACAUAAAUAAUUUGUGACAACUCUUGUUGCAACUAUUAGAAUGGUGUACUAUCCCAUUUAGGAAGGUAAAUAUAUUCGGUAAAAACAUUACCACGUGACUUUAGAUGAACGUUGUUUUUGAAAAAAUGUGAGUGAUGUGAGUUUUUUUUGGUGAAAGAAUAAAUUGAGGAUAGCUUAUUUAGAGUGACAUAAUGUCUAUAAGGCGGAUUUUUGGGCUGGUUGCAGUUGCGCUGCUUUCAAAUACAGUAUUGGGAGCUCAAACAGGAGCUUCAAAUAGUGGCAACGCUUUAACAGAAAGUACUACUAGAGGUCCACAUUUUGAUGCAGCAGCGUCAAAAAACGUCACAGCACUUCUUGGAAAGACUGCUUAUCUAAACUGUCGAGUUAAAAAUUUAGCUAAUAGAACAGUGUCGUGGGUGAGACAUAGAGACGUGCAUCUCCUUACAGUCGGUCGAUAUACAUAUACAAGCGAUCAGAGAUUCAGGGCCAUCCAUCAGCCUCAUUCUGAAGAUUGGACGCUUCAAAUCAAGUAUCCUCAACAUAGGGAUUCCGGUGUAUAUGAAUGUCAAGUCUCAUCUACGCCCCAUUUAUCGCAUUUCAUCCAUCUUACAGUUAUUGAACCUGAUACAGAAAUCGUGGGCGGGCCUGAGCUAUUCAUUGAUCGGGGAAGCACUAUCAACCUCACCUGCGUCGUUAGACAUAGUCCCGAGCCGCCGGCCUUCAUUUUCUGGAACCACAACGACGCUAUAAUUAGUUACACUAGUUCUCGAGGUGGCGUUAGUGUAUCAACGGAAAGAGGCGAAACUAGUCGAAGCGUCUUAUUAAUUCAAAAAGCCAAAGCUUCAGACUCUGGAAACUAUCAGUGUAACCCUUCCAAUGCAAGACCGGCCAAUGUCACUGUCCAUGUUUUGAAUGGUGAACAUCCCGAGGCGAUGCAACACGGCGGCAAUCAGAGAAUGGGUCCCUCUUUGGGCGCGUUAGCGUUCAUUUCCUACGUUUUGUUGGCUUACUGUUAACUUCUAGACCCAUUAGUCGUCUAUUGAUAACGGCUACUGUCGGCAAUGUGCGUGUUAAUACUUAACAUUUGAGGAAAUAAUUCCCCUAUCGUCCUGUGGUGUUUCAUCAACACAUUUCUCAGUGUAAUAUUGUUUUGUUUAUGUCACUUUCUCGUUGUACUUAUGCUUAACGAUGUAUGAAUUUCGAUUCAUCAUCUUUUAUUGGUGGUAAUUAGAAAGCGAAUUGUACACUAAGAACUUUAAUGUGAGUUGCACUAAGAAAAUUUCACUCUUAUGCAACACUAUUUGACGAUAGGGAAAAUCUCCCGUGUUUAGGUCCCAAUUCAAAAUGGUACCUGUUUUUUUUUGUAAAGGGGUACCGCAAGAUGACGUUUAUUGUCCUAUAAAUAUAUUUUUUUAAUAGUUUCUAGAAUUAUCUGUAACUAAAUUGUAUGAGACUUGUUUUGAAUAUGUCAAACAAAGGUUUUACAUUUAUAUAUAUAAUAGUUCUUAAAAAACGUAGAUUUCUGUCCUUUCUAAAUGAUAAAUAUGUAGAUAAUCCAUGCAAUAAACUUCAAGAGAACAGAACAUAUUUCCAAAAAGGUGGCCAUUGGUACCUUCGUGUCUUAGCUGGAUUUCUUCUACUUAAUUCAUUGAUAGUAGAAGAUGACACAAUUUUUGAUCAAAGAAUUCGAAGACUUCUUGUCAAAUGAUCAAUUCAUCACGAAUUGACUUUCUACUUACAUUGUCUUCAUCUUUCUUCUUCUGCUGUCUAAAUGUUGGUUACGAAAGUCCUAAAUUCUAAUUUUGAAAACGAAUGUCUUGACACUACACUUUCAACUAUCGUAAAUCUUUAUUCGAAUAAUCUGAUGCUGAAUCUGUCACAAACAAAAUAUUGGAAAUAUAUGGAAUUGAAAAGUUUGAACAUUUUGGUGGUAAAUAAUUUUACUGACACGUUUUUUACCUUGAAUAUUACGUUUCAAUUAUCAUUAUACAGAAAAUUAUUGAUUUUUUUCUAUUUAGAUCAAUUGUUUGCGCGGAAAAUAUCAAUGGGGGAAAAUCCGCAGAUGAAAGUGAAGAUUUCUAUCUCUUUAUUUAUCGAAAAAAACAACUAUUUUCUAAAUUUUUGUCUACAAUAUAAGUACACAACAAUCCUCAUCCCAUUUCACGAAUACAUAUUAUUACUUUAACGUACUUUCACAUUUAGGAAAGAUUGUUCUUUGUCAUUUCGUUUUAUUUUUGAAAUAUCUUCUAGAUGCCUAUGAAUUAUCCAUCAAUUUUCUCCUGUAAUGAUGAAUUUAUUCAAUAUUAAAACUGGAAAUGCAACAGCAUGAAAAGUGCCGAAAGGAAGCAUGUUUUCAAAUAGAAAUUUUGCUAGGAUUCAUUUGUAUAUUGUAAAUAUUGGUUUGUGUAAUUUUGAGUACAAAGAAAAUUUUUCAUAACGAUUUAUUGAAUUGUAUUCCUAUGUAAUAUAAUUUGAUUUUUUAUUAUAAUUGCAACUAUAUUGGAAAUAAUAUACUUGAAUUUGGAUAAUUUUUUUAAUCUGCUGAAGUUAUAGGUGCUAAAUAAUUUUCAAUAUAUUUCGCACACACUCUUCAUAUUGUAUUGUAUUAAAUUCGAAUUCAGUGGUACAUUUUUUGUAAUUGUAUUAACAAUGUUUCAAAAUUAUCUAACUGAUAUUCUCAAUUAGCUAGUAUUAAAUAUUAACUACAUGCAGAGGAUUCAAAUUCUAUUAAUUAUAUUAUCAGGCACUCGUUACAUUAUAUUCCAUGUUGAUAUGGAAAUUUUUGCAAAUGUUUAUCAUACCAAAAGCUUAUGUACUUAAUACGAUGAAAUAUCCAAAUAUCUAAUAGUUUUUCUUCUGGAUUUUGUUGAAUGACAAUGUAAAAGUGAAAUUUAGAUAAUGAAGAAAAAGACACAGAAUAGACGUGAAACAACAAAAACGAGAACAGAUAGGAUAACAAAUUAUAGAAAAGCUUAAACAAAAACCACUAGAAAACAUAAUAGUUACAAGACGUUUAAACUGGUUCGGACACAUGAAGAGAAGAACACCAUAAAUCCUAACAAGACGACUGAUAGAAGCUAAAAGACAUAAGAAAAGAAGGUGAGGAAGACUCAGAGAAACGUGAUUUUCAAUAAGUAGCACAGAGAGGAGCAAAAUAGGGAAAAACAAUGGAACAAAUGAAUGGAGUACCAGAUGAUAGGAAAUAGUAGAAAAAUGGUUGAAGAAAGAGUAAGUAUGUUAAUUCUCUAAGGCAUAAGGCAUUCUAGAGAACAAAAACAAGUUUUUUCUCAGUCUUUGUCAGUAUUAGAAGCGUUUUUUAUUGUGGUAUGUAACAUUACCUCUGAAAUAAAUCAAUAUGUCGAUUCUGACAUCAUUAAAAUAUUUUUACUUCGAUGAUCUCGAUGCAACGGUAUUUAUUAUGUAAAAUGAGGAUUAUUUUCACACACCUGCUUUAUAUUUGUUAAUCCGUAUAUAUUUCAAUUUUUGUUUUUGGCCUUUUCGUGUAUCUACCUUUCUCGAUCUUGUUUUAAGAAAUGAUGCGCGUUAGAAAUGUUAAUCAAAAAGCAACUGCAAAUUCAAUGAACUAAAUACCACCCAGUAAGCAGAAAGGUACAUCAUAUUCAUCGUGUGCUUCAUUUCAGUUUUGUGAACCUAACCUAAAUUAAAAAGCCUUCGUCCUUAAUUAUUAUUUCCUUUUCUCUAUAUUCAUAUUUAUUGUUUUUUUUUCCAUUCACAGAACCAUUUGCAGCUUUGUAGGGAACGUAUAUUUUCUCGUAAAUUGUGUAUUUUUAUUUCAGUUUUAGGUACACUCCUUGACAUACAAAAAAUUAUGAAGGUAUAACUUUUUCAGCCCACCUCCAGAAGGAUUAUGAAUCUCACAAAUGUUUUAAAAUGAAAAAGGAAUUAAAGUGAUAUUUUCGAAAAUAUACUCCUUAAUGAAAUAUUUCAUAUGAAAUAGUAGUCCAAUAACAUGGGUUUUCAAAUGCGUUUCCUAAUUUUGAAUACUUCGAAGUGUGUCUAAAAGACAAGAAUUCCUUCACUGGAUACGAGUAAAAAGAAUUAAUAAAAAGGUGAGAUAAACAAACGACGAGAGAAGUUGUAUACCUGUUUACCUUAUAAAAAAUUUUUAUUUCAAGUUUUUAAUUAUUACCAAUAUUUAUACCAAAAUUAGGGGGACUAAAUUUCUUGCUCACAAUUUUGGAUUUUGCGAAAAUAUUUAAAGACUUUAAAUUUAGCAAACAAAGUUAUAAUGAAUUCAAAUUUUGAAUUUCCAUUGUUAACCACAUUGUUGCAUAAAACAUUUCUUCCAUUUAUUAUUUUUUAAAUUAUUUUAUAAACUGCUCACAAGCAUUCAAAACAAUGUUUCUUAGGCCCAGUGCUUAAGAAUGUUCUUUAAAUCAUAAUUUUCAAUCAACUUUCUUUGAACAACUAAAAAGCUAUCAUUAUCUUCGAUCAAAUUUCACUCAGUUCAAAAAAUGAAAAUUAUACAAAAUUAUCCAGAAUUUGCACUUGAGGACCCAUUUUCUUGAACGAUAAGAUAAGAAAUACUGAUUUCUCCCCCUUAUACUACAACAGAACAAAAAAUCAACAUAAAAAACUCAAAAUUAUUUAAUUCGCCAAGUUUUAAAAUGGAAUGAUAUCUUGGAAUGGCUCGAGCUUGGGAAAUUUUUUGUUUUAGAAAUAAUUCCAUAUAUAUUUUUUUAUACGGCACCCUGUAUAAGUAUGUAGUCUCGAAUAUAUAUAAAAACUCUCUAUGAAAAUGAGAUAGUAAAUAACAAAACAAGCUUUUUCUAGAUCUCAAAUAUGUGUAAGAAAUUGAUUCAACAUAAUGAUUGAGCAAAUAAGAUGUUCAAAAAUAUUUUCCACAAUUCAUCGUAUAUAAAAUAUGAAUAUACAUCGAUCGAUUUAACCACUCCGAAUAAUUGUACUGUAAUAUAAUUAUAUUAUUAUUAUAUAUAUUAUAUAGUUUAAUUACACAACCAAAAAUCAUAAUCUAAAGUUGAAAUGAUGGUUGUGGAACCGUUAUGAAAAUAUUGUUAACAACCUGCAGGCAUUUUUUGAUAAAUUCCACGUCUCCUUUAAUUAGUUCUUAAAAAAUUCAUCAAAAUAAUACCUAGUAGCUUCUAAACAUUCCCUACAUUUCAAAUAUAUCUUUUACCAUUAUUUUGUCAGUUCUUCUUUAUCAUUUUCUCUUUAAAUCCCUUUCGACAUAUCAAACUUCUAUUUAUUUCAUUAUUUUUUCUGUUUUAUUCUAUAUUGAUUUAAUACCAAUUUUCCCACUUAUUUAACAGUAAGAAAUUUGUUUUGAUUUAAUUCUAACAAAUUGUUUUGCUACCGAUUUGGUCUGUGCAUUUUAAUUAUAAGUUACCCAGUGUUUUCAAUUAUAGUCUAAAAUGUAAUUGGGAACUGUUUAGUGAAUAUAGAAAUAUCUUAUUACUACUAAAAAAUUUGUACUGAACUAAUUAAAGUUUUAGUUGAGAACUAUUUUGCAUAGAGUUUCGUGCGAAUUUUGAAACGAUGCCUGUCUACUUGCGGAGCCCCUUCGAGAAAAAGAUAAAGCCUGUACUCUGGAACCGUACUAACAUUGUGUUAGAAGUUCCCUUAGGAUCAACUGAAACUUCUCAACACUAUCUUCGGAGUAUAACAUUUUGAAAUAGGAGUUGGCGUUGAUUAAACGUUUACGAAAAUUAUGAGACUUCAUUGUUUUACCCAUGUCAAGUGUCAAAUUAUGAUUUUCGAUUUAAUGCGCAGAUUUGAUUGGAAUAACAUUGAAAAUAAAUGAGUCAAAACUAAUCAUUAUUCAAAAGUAUUGAUAGUUUUUUGAAACGGUAUCAUUGGAAUCAUUAGAUUGCUUUUUCUCGAUAAGAAAAAUACUAUUUUAUGGUCUAUGAAAAUUAUUUUUUGAUACGUGAGGCAGAAGUCAUAGGGAUCCAAAUCUGGCGAAUAGAAAGAAUAUUGCAACAGUUUUCACUUUCAUUCUCCGAUUUUCACGAGGAUAUUUGGAAAGGGUGCAGUUAAGAAUUAUUUUUUAACUUAAACCAACUAUUUUUUGACGAAUUUUCUAGUUUUUCCAAAUAAUUACAAUGAAACUUUACGUUUAUUGGUUUAUAAGCAGAUAACCAACAAAAUUUCUUAUGUAUAUUGAAAAAAUUGAUACUUACACCUUAAUCAUCCGAUUUUUGAAAUGUAACUAUUUUUGAAGCUGAAUUACCAGGUUCCUUAGUCUCAUAUUUUAUUUAUAAAACAAUACAAAAAAUCAUUGUUUCGAUAGUCGAGCAAGCGGCACUCAAUUUUAAUAGAUCUUUCUCUUACCAAAGAUUUCACCCCUAUCGAGACUUCUUUUGUAUCUUUUUCGGAUAAUAAACGAUAUUGCAUUAUCAUAUCUUGGAUUUUUACUAUUAUUUCUGGCGCAAUUGCACUUGAACGCCCUUCACGUGAAUAGCUUCUAUGACCACCGUCUUUGGAUGAAAAACUGAUAUCUGAGAUAAACUCUAGAUGUAAACUCCUUGGUGAGAAAUAAAAAAGGAACUAACUACAAAAGCACAAAUAGUGUGCACAAAUUUCGCAGGAAAUAAUGGGGGUAUAACUCAAUGAUCCUGCUAUGGAUUUAUGAGCGAUAGUGAGACGAAUCAUCACGUAUAAUAGUUGCGGAAUCAAACCUUCAUAUGACCUGAGCCCUUUUGUAAAAUCAACUGAAAAAUGAGAUAGAUAGGGGUAAAAACAGUCACUUGACCAAUCUACGAGGUUUGAGACAGGGAUACAUAAUCCUAGGAAAAUAUAACCUAAGAAGAUCUGUUGAUGUGUCAACCUAAGUAAGAAAAAUGAACGUAUACAAAUAGGAGCCCUUCCAAAGAACGACUUUUCUUGUGUUAGUACACUAUAUUAAAGUGUUCCAAUUCUAUAGAAAUACUGUGACGCUUCAAUUUUGAUUAGAUGGGCGUAAGCGGAUAACCGAUUUACAUUAAACUUGUUCCUAAAAAUCAUGAGAGGACCGAAGCGAAGAGGCUAAUGAUGCCUUGACUUAUUGAAUGACAUAUCAUAUUGAACAACCUAUAGAAAUUAUCAUUUUAUUUACUUUUCGAUGAAAGUUGUUCCGAAUAAUUUGAACAAGUUGAAAAUGAACUAUCCGAUGCAAUAAUUUUCGCUCUUCAAUUUCCCCAACAAUAUUCGCAUUUCCAUGAGAAUUUAGUAAUAAGUUGUUGCAAUACUGAUAAUUUUCUUGUGAUACCUCUUUGUAUUAAUUACUGGAAAUUGAAUUCAAUAAUCCACCGUAUUUAACAAAUACCAAAACAAUAAUCAGAUUCAAAAAUCACUGAUUCAAAAAAGUAAAUUGUAGAUACUGUCCUCGUUUACAUAAUAGCUUCAUUACUUCAUCCUUACAAGAAAUAGAGAACAACAUCAACUUUAUUUGAAACGAUAUACCAAAGAUGUUUCUAAGGAUAUUUAAAUUAAUCGUGAUAUUGCCCAAAAAAUUCCUUUUCAAAUAUCCCCGCACUAUAACAAGAAACGCCAUUGGAGAGGCUGAGAAGUUUUGAUAAUAUUCCUGUACUAUACCUGUGUAAAUGACCCGACAUUUUUUCUACAUUCCUCGUCCCCCUAUUUGACUUCUCGUUUUAUAAUUUUAAUGCUUUGUGCGCAAACGUAGUAAGUAAAACAGUAAUUUCAUGGUUAAAAAUUUUUGACUCUGCAUAUUUAAGUUAUGGAAUUAAUCAAAAUAAUAUAUCUCACUAACCGUUAGUAAUAAUUGCAAAAAAAUGAAAAAUAAAAUUAUCAAACUAAAUUGGAAUCAGAAAUGUUGUAUACCUGCAGAUGAAUAAAUAUUAUUUCAUACU